CAAUAAAGUUUCCGGUUUUGGAGCAAAUCAAGCCAUUGUCGCCUCCUGUAGUUAUUCAUUUCCGCCACCAGGUGCCGCUAAUCGGCUGCCUUUAUUCUUCAAACUGUACGGCGUCCGAUGUGGGACAAAAUUUGCAUUAGGAAAAUUUCCUACUUUUCAUAUGAAUUGAAUGAACUGGUUUUCAGUACUUUAGCACAUUAUUAGUGGAGAAAUGUUUUAUCACUAAGCCCUCACUGGGUGCUCGUCCAGGAAGGCAGACAGUGACACCGGAGCCGUAAAGUGAAGUCACAGCGGUGUGCGGACACCAGCCAGCAUCGCCACGGCACUUGUGACUUUUUUUUUCUCCUAAGGAACGGGUCUGUCCAUCCGGAGGCAGACCUACAGGAUGAUGAAGAGCCGCCUAGUUUCGCCGCAGGAUUUCUCACCUUCACCCGCCGCCUCCUAAACCUUCAAAUCAGGCAUUAGAAACAGAAACAGACUUGUCUUAGGAGGGGCUGACGUCACAGGAGAGGGAGCAGGCGAACUGAUAACCAGGAGCCAUGGAGGAGCAGGGGCCGGUGAGCAUGGAUCACCUUCUGGAGCAGGUGAUGCACAAGGACCUGGGCAGGAGACUGCAGGUGGGCCAGGAGGUCACGGAGCUGCUGAUGAGCGAGGAGAGGUGCCCGGACCUGGAGCAGGACCAGGCGGCGCUGGACCGGCUGGUGGAUUCUGUGGCCAGCUCCUGGGUGAACUCCAGCAACUUCAAGGUGGUUCUGCUGGGGAUGGACAUCCUUUCUGCUCUGGUCGGCAGACUGCAGGAGAGGUUCAGAACUCAGGUGGGAACAGCUCUGCCAAGCCUCAUAGACCGACUGGGAGACUCCAAGGAUCAGGUUCGAGAGCAAGACCAGGCUCUGCUGCUGAAGAUCAUGGACCAAGCGGCCAACCCGCAGUACGUGUGGGAGAGGAUGAUAGGAGGUUUCAAGCACAAGAACAACCGAACCAGAGAAGGACUCUGCCUGUGCCUCAUCUCUACUUUGAAUGUGUUUGGAUCUCAGAGUCUGACUCUCAGUAAAAUCGUCCCUCACAUCUGUAACCUAUUAGGAGACCCUACCAGUCAGGUGCGCGACGGAGCCAUGAACUGCCUGGUGGAGAUAUACCGCCACGUCGGGGAGCGAGUGAGGAUGGACCUGGGAAAAAAGGGCCUCCCACAGUCAAGGCUGAACAUGAUCUUCAGUAAAUUCGAUGAAGUGCAGUGCUCGGGAAACAUGGUUCUGUCACCUAUGUCAGAUAAGAACUUCGAGGACGAUGACUCGGUGGACGGCGGCCGCUCGUCAUCCUCGUCCAAGGCCACCUCACUGUCGGGGAGGAAGGUGGUGAGCAUGGGCUCGUUCCGCCGGCCCGCCUCCGCCAACAAGUCUGCAGCGACUGCUGGGGCUGUGGAUGAGGAGGACUUCAUCCAGGCUUUUGAAGAUGUUCCUUCAAUACAGAUCUACUCCAACAGGGAGGUGGAGGAGGCCCUGACUAAGAUCCGAGACGUGCUUUCCGAUGACAAGCGGGACUGGGAGCUCAGAGUGGCAGCUCUCAAAAAGUUGCGUUCGCUGCUCCUGGCUGGCGCCGCCGAGUUUGACGGCUUUUUGCAGCAGUUACGCCUGAUGGAGGCGGCAUUCAAGUUGUCGGCCAAGGACCUACGGUCUCAGGUGGUGAGGGAGGCCUGCAUCACUCUGGGUUACUUUUCUUUAGUUCUCGGCGGACGCUUCGACCACGCAGCCGAGGCCGUCAUGCCCACCCUCCUUAACCUGGUUCCCAACAGUGCCAAAGUCAUGGCCACGUCAGGCGUGGCCGCAAUCCGCCUCAUCCUCAGACACACGCACUUUCCCCGACUCAUCCCCAUCAUCACCAGCAACUGUACUUCCAAAGCUGUGGCUGUCAGGAGGCGCUGCUUCGAGUUCGUGGACCUGCUGCUGCACGAGUGGCAGGCGAGCAGCUUGGAGAGACACGUAGCCGUUCUCAUGGAAACCAUCAAGAAAGGGAUUCAUGAUGCCGAUGCAGAGGCCCGCUCUGUGGCCAGGAAGUGUUACUGGGGUUUCCACGCCCACUUCAGCAGGGAGGCGGAGCAGCUGUUCCAGGCUCUGGAGUCGUCCUAUCAGAAAGCUCUGCAGGCUCAUCUGAGGAGCGGAGACAGUCUGAUGUCUCUGCCCGCGUCUGACCGCUCCUCCUCCUCGUCUCAGGAGAGCCUCAAUCGCCCCCUGUCUGUGAAGAACAGCGUUGGAAGCAGCAGAUCCAAAGCGGUCCCCUCCACCAGGAAGCCCGCCACGGCCUCGUCUCCAGGCUCGCUCCACCGCUCUCGCAGCGACGUCGACGUCAACGCCGCAGCCUCCGCCAACGCUCGCACCAGGAUGAGCGCCGUCUCCUCGGCGGUGCCGUCCUCCCCCUUCAGCUCAGCCUCGGCGCUUCCUCCUGGAUCGUACGCCUCUUUAGACGCUUCGCGGUCUGUCCACGCAGACGGUCGGGUUCGAACGAGGAGGACGAGCUCCGGAAACAGCCCCUCCCUGACGGACAGCCGCGGGCGCAGCCGAGGGAAGGUCGUCUCUCAGUCUCAGCCUGGCAGCCGGUCUGGUUCUCCAGGGAGACUCCUCACCUCCACCUACGGCAGAAUCCCCAGACCCACCAUGGGCGCCCCCUCCCCUCAAACCCCCACCAGCAUCAGCAGCAGCUACAGUGAGAAAAACCGUCCCAGAGGCCACCGAAGUCAGGGAUGCAGCCGGGAUAACAGCCCCACCAGAUCGGGCGCCGCCCGGAGUCGCAUCCCUCGCCCCAGCAUGAGUCAGGGCUGCAGCCGCGAAACCAGUCGCGAGAGCAGCCGCGACACCAGCCCCGCCAGGGGUUUCUCCCCCCUGGUGAGCCGCCGCCACUCCCGCUCCACCAGCGCGCUGUCGUCCGCAGAGUGCUGCUCAGACCGGCUGUCCCAUCAGGCUCGGAUCUCCGCUUCCGUCAACGCAAUGAGGAUCCUCAACACAGGCACAGAGGUGGAGGCCGCCGUCGCAGAUGCUCUGCUCCUAGGAGACUCCAGGAGUAAGAGGCGCCCGGCGCGGCGACGCUUCGAGUCCCCCGGCAUGUACUCGGACGACGACGCCAACAGCGACGCCUCCAGCGCCUGCUCGGAGCGCUCGUACAGCUCGCGCAACGGCGGGGUGACGCCGCACUACAUGCGGCAGAUGGAGGACGUGGCCGAGGUGCUGAACCACUGCGCCAGCGCCAACUGGUCCGAGAGGAAGGAGGGUCUGCUGGGGCUGCAGAACUUACUCAAAAGCCAGAGGAUGCUCAGCCGCGUGGAACUGAAGCGGCUCUGUGAGAUCUUCACCAGGAUGUUUGCAGACCCUCACAGCAAGGUCUUCAGCAUGUUCCUGGAGACCCUGGUGGACUUCGUCGUUCUGCACCGGGACGACCUGCAGGACUGGCUUUUUGUCCUGCUCACCCAGCUGUUGAAGAAGAUGGGAGCCGACCUCCUGGGCUCUGUCCAGGCUAAAGUCCAGAAGGCGCUGGACGUCACCAGAGAGUCCUUCCCGUAUGAGCAGCAGUUCAACAUCCUGAUGCGCUUCAUCGUCGAUCAGACUCAGACGCCCAACCUGAAGGUGAAGGUGGCCAUCCUGCGCUACAUCGAGGCCCUGGCCCGCCAGAUGGACCCCGCCGACUUUGUCAACUCCAGCGAGACCCGCCUCGCCGUCUCCCGCAUCAUCACCUGGACCACCGAGCCCAAGAGCUCCGACGUGCGCAAGACCCUGCAAAGCUGGGCUGGUGAGGAGCCGUCAGGCCGAGCCGGCACUGUGGCCUCUCUGCCAGGGGAGGGCAACCUGGAGGAGAGGUGCAAGCAGGCGGCGCAGGUGGUGCUGAUCGCGCUCUUCGAGCUCAACACUCCUGAGUUCACCAUGCUACUCGGCGCUUUGCCCAAGACCUUUCAGGACGGCACCACCAAGCUGCUGCACAACCACCUGAGGAGCGCCAGCACUGCCGUCGCCAUGGCAGCUCCCAGUAACUCGGCCACGCGCACGCCUCCUCGCGCGCCGGGAAGCCGUGGCAGCCCGCUCACCUCGCCCACAAACUGCUCCCACGGGAGUCUCUCCUCCAGUCGCAUGUGGGCCUGGAGUGCAGACGGGCUCUCUACCUUUCCUCCCCCCUCCUCCUCUUUGCCCCCUCCCCCCGCUGCUGUCUCUUCCCUUAGGGUCGUGCGGCGAGCCUGCUCCCCCAGCACAAUGGAGUACGACAGUGAGAACCUGAACUCCGAGGAGAUCUACAGCUCCCUGCGCGGCGUCACAGAGGCCAUCCAGAACUUCAGCUUCCGCAGCCAGGAGGACCUGAUGGAGCCGCUGCGCCGCGAGGCCGGAGGCGCGGUGCCGUUUGACUCAGACCCUCGCUCCUGUGGAGAAGCAGUGGAAGGGGGGCGGACUGCUUUGGACAACAAAACGUCCCUGCUCAACACCCCCUCAGCUCGAUCCUUUACGGGGCCUCGCUUCAGGGACUACAACCCCGGCAACUACACGGACGGCCCCGGCUCGCUGGACAAAGCCGCUCUGUACGAGGACGGCGGGGAGCCCCGGCGGGACGCACGCCGACAGGAAUGUGUGGAGAACAAGAUCCUGAACCCCAAAAGCUUCCCUGCCUGUCCCACAGAGCAGUUGGAACUGGUUGGACAGCUGUUGAAGGAGCUGUCCCAGGGUCAGGGGGGGGAGAAGGGCCCCGAAGAGAGACGGGGGACGCUGCUGGAGCUGCUGAAGGUGGCACGGGAGGACGCCCUGAUGGUGUGGGACGAGCACUUCAAGACCAUGCUGCUGCUGCUCCUAGAGACGCUGGGAGACAAAGAUCACACAAUCCGGGCGCUGGCUCUACGAGUCCUGAAGGAGAUCCUGAGGAACCAGCCGGCUCGCUUCAAAAACUACGCGGAGCUGACCAUCAUGAAGGCGCUGGAGGCUCACAAAGACUCGCACAAGGAGGUGGUACGGGCGGCCGAGGAGGCAGCUUCCACGCUGGCGGGCUCCAUCCACCCAGAGCAGUGCAUCAAGGUCCUCUGCCCCAUCGUGCAGACGGCAGACUAUCCCAUCAACCUGGCUGCCAUCAAGAUGCAGACCAGAGCCAUCGAGCGCAUCAGCAAGGAGCCCCUGCACCAGCUGCUGCCGGACAUCAUCCCCGGCCUGCUGCAGGGUUACGACAACACAGAGAGCAGCGUGAGGAAGGCCAGCGUCUUCUGCCUGGUGGCCAUCUACUCCGUGAUCGGAGAGGAGCUCAAGCCAUACCUGGCUCAGCUGACCGGCAGCAAGAUGAAGCUCCUCAACCUUUACAUCAAGAGGGCGCAGACCUCCACCAGCAACAGCAGCAGCUCCUCCGACAUCUCCUCCUACUGACCUCCAGCUUCCGGCCCGCAGACGCCUCGUCCCCGACCCAGAUAAGGACAGAGUUUCUGUAGACCACCGUACUAUACAGCACCCCAUGCUUCAGCGGCUCCGCCUUCCUCACCUUCAUCAAGCUGAUUUUUAGAGUCAUCGGCCUUAAAACUUCUGUCGGUGUGCGACGGAAUCGAAAGUAGAAUUAGAGGCCGCGUGCCUGACGAUCCUCUCAACCUCUCCUCUUUCCAACGUGAGGACUUCUGCAGACUUAAGAUGAAGAGGAGAAGAACCGCGCUUAUCAGUAUUUUCCUUUUUAGAACCGUUUCCAAUUCUCUUUCCAGUACAAAUGUCUGCUUUGACCUUACAGUGGAACGGCUGCCGCCACCCCGAUCGAUUGUCGAGGAACUCCCGAUUUGAGGAGGAUUCUGGGAGGAAGCAGCUCCCACAGGAGAAGAUGAGAUCAAACAAAACCAGAACGAAAAGCUUCACGUUCAGUUUCCAGCAGAUCAUUUGGCUGGCCAAUGAUUCCAAGCACUACAAAUGUAUUUUAAGAACAAAUAUGUAUGUAUUUUAGUUUAGGCCCAAGAAGCAGCAGAAUGUUAUUUUGGUAAGAAAACCUGUUCUCACGUGUGAAGAAAAGAUUUCAGCAUGUGUGACACUCAUUCAGUUUCAGUCCAAAAUGGAGCAGCAAAACAUUUUUCAUUCCAAAAGGCAUCAUUCCAGGCCAAAAAGGAUGAUCCAUUUUUUAAUAUGACGGGGGGGGGGGGGAAACAUGAAGACAUGAAUCCAUUCCACAUAUGAACACUUAACUUAAAAUGUCUUUUUUUUUUUUUUUUUUUUUUUUUUUAAGAGUUUAACCCCAAAACACUUCCUUUUUUUUCAUCUGAGUUCUACAUCCUAAUAUUCCUUUUCCGGUUUUUGUAAAUAGUCCGAAUAUAUUUAAAACUUUUGGAGGCUAUUUUAAAACUUCUAUUGAAGUUUAAAUCGGAGUUUGAGCGAACCAAUCAAAUCGAAGAGGAAGGUUAGAGGGGGGCGUGUCUUUCUUAGCAUCUUUUUGUUGUUGUUGAGGUUUUGGGAGCCAAACCUGCUUUUAAUUUAUUUCUAAUGCUUUGUCAACUCCUUUAGGAAAAGAAUGAAGGACUACGUUUAUUUUUCUUUUUUGGGGUUCAGUUUGAGGAAUCGAACCUCAUAAUCGGGAUCCGUGUUUCUGAAAACAGUCGAACCGGCCGGUGUCACACAGCUGAAGGUCUUCGUCUAUGCACGUUUUAGAGCUGGACUUUAACUGGUCGUAAGCUGGGGGGGGAUCCUCAUAACCACUUGAAGGACAGCAGAGGAGAUCGGACCCACAGGUGGUCCGCUGUCGAGUCCAGCCUGCUGUGACGCUUCAUCCCGUUUUCCUGAACGUCAAUCAGCUGCAACAAUCAGUUCGUUUUUCAUCCACUGAUGUCAAUUUGUUUCAAAAGAAAUCUCUGAAUUGUUCAUGAAUGUACGCCACUUUGAGACUUUGACCUCCAAAAUGUGAAGUAGUUCAAAAAAAACAACAACAUUUCUCCGUAAUGAACCACGACGACACGCGACUCCACCCAUCCACCGGUUUCCUUCCAGGGUUUAGCAAUAAACGGAUUUUCCGCAAGAAACACUGAAACUUUUCCCUCGCUGUAGAAAUGACGCUUCUUGUUUGUUUGUUUUUUAAGGCACACCUGUUCUGUUUUACGGAGAUGUUACUGCUGCUUACUAGAAUACUAACAGAUGCACCCAAGAACUCCCGUCUUUGUACUGUAUGAGAACAAAUGGAGUCGGGAUUGAAGAAACGUUGAAGGAGAAAAGGAAAAGAAAAAAACGAGAGAAUGAACCAAUGAAAAACAGCAGAAUCUUAGAUAACGUGUUAGAUAUCACAAAUCAAGUUGAGUAGGCUUUAUAAUGCAGCAGUAUCUACUCACAACAAGACAUGUACGGUAAGCAAAAAAGUACAACAUUUUGGAACUGAUGGUGUAGGGACUGAAAAAUGUUUGAAAAGAAUGAAAUAAAAUAAGAGGAUCUUUGCUAAAAAGUUGACAAAAGAAAAUUAGAUAGUAUUACAAAUCAAGUUUCUUUAAAUUGUGGUGAUAAAACAUAACCCGUGACUGUGUAGGCUUCAUAAUGCAGCAGGAGAUGCUGGCAUCUACGCAUGUCAAGAAAAGUACGGAAAGCAAAAUAGUACAAAAUUUUGACAAAAAAUCCUAAACUUGUCAAAGUCGUACUUUUUUUCCUUUUUAAGCUUGGUCUUUUUCAUUGGUUCCUCAUGUGAUUCCCUCUUUUCCUUUUGCCUUUUCCUGUUUCUUUGAUGUCUUCUCUCCUGGUCACAUGAACACAAAACGAACGAUUAAUGACUGAACUCAGAACUGUUAAAGUUGCUUGAACUUUCCUGGUGCUAAACUAAACUUUGCCUGUCUAGCACACAAAAAAAGUCCAAACCAACUGGAGGAAAAUAAAGACAAAGAUGAAGGACAUAUUUAGGAAAAAUCCUCGUUUUUUUUAACGUUUUUUGUUUUUUGUUUUAUUAUUUCCUUAGAGACCAACGAACCAAAACUUUGACCAGAAACAUGAAGAUCAUUCAACAAAAAGCAGCCGGCUGCUUGGUUAGAAUUCUAUUGAACAUCUUCGUCUCAGUUUGAAGGUUUCAUGUUUUUAUGAAAAACUAAUGAGCUCAUUGUAUUUAAGGGCACUGAAGGAUGCCGUUUCGAACACUUCCGGGCCUUACCUGAACGCAUCGUGGGGUCACGUGCACUGUAGCAGAACCUGUGGGGUUUUUUUUCUUUCUUUUAUGGGCUGAAUGUCUGGAACCAGAGAGGGCCUCAGAACCACAAACUUCCCUUUACCUGCUGUGGGGUGGGAAUCGAACCCACAGCACAGAAACUGUCUGCAUGUUUGCAUCACAGAAAUCCUGUUUUGAGCUGCGUUACUGUCAAGAAAAACAAAACAAAAAAAUAUGUGUUUGUGGUUUCCUGACUGUGCCUAAAUAGUUCAUGGAAAUCUAAAAUAUUUCUGUCCACCACUAACCUGAACUAACUAACCUGCAACGCUUCUUAAGGUGGACUGAACAGGCAGAGAUGUCGUCCACUGAGGCCUCACUGUGCAUGGCUCCUGUUCUAGAGGGUUAGUUUCAUUUCAUGCCUCACUAUAUUUAUACCUGUAUGACUGUACAUAUUUACAUGUUUGGGUAUUUCACCUUAUUAGACUUUGCAGAACUUGAAAUAAACUAUCAGACUUCU
This is a messenger RNA of Oryzias latipes (Japanese medaka), 8608 nucleotides long. It is a transcript of the gene clasp1a, whose product is annotated as cytoplasmic linker associated protein 1a. Gene Ontology annotation, molecular function: kinetochore binding; microtubule binding. NCBI's taxonomy places the organism in Eukaryota, Metazoa, Chordata, Actinopteri, Beloniformes, Adrianichthyidae. Gene Ontology annotation, cellular component: cytoplasmic microtubule; kinetochore; spindle microtubule. The record is from RefSeq and is a predicted model, not a curated record. Gene Ontology annotation, biological process: establishment of mitotic spindle localization; mitotic spindle assembly.